UGCAGCCUCCCAGCUUGCUGAGGACCCCCUGCCGGCUGCAGUGACGCUCCUGGCCAGCAGGGGGUCCAGGCUGCAGUAGCGCUCACAGCCGGCAGGGGUCCUCAGCGGGCAGACACCAGGAAGUGCUUAGCGCUCAGCUCCCGGGCCGGGAGACAUGGCGGGCGGGGAUCCCGUCCCCUCACAGCCCCUGCUCACCGUGCUGGUGUCGGCCCGGGCCUGGCUGGAGGAGGCGGAAAGCGGCCGGGACUCUGUGCACCUACAGCUCAGUGUGGAGCCCGAGAGCCCCGGGGACUUCCGGUUAUCAGUGCGAAGGAGCCAAGCGGGGGCCCGGGGCCCUACAGGAGCGGUCCUCGGUGAUUUCCACCUCAGGGACGUCCUGUACGAUCAGAAGACGCCGCGGUGCCACCAGCUCACGGUCCUGGAGACGUCCGGCCGCGUCCUCACAUUUCAGUUCGAUGAUGAACGGGAAGCGCAAAAAUGGUGGACAGUGGUGAGCAGCUCCCUGCGUGAGGCCAAGAGAGUUGCACAAUCUCAGGGGGAGGUUUUAGGAUGGAAGCCGCCGCUCGCUGACAAGCCCCGCCCAUCACCGGACGCCAUUAUAUCGCCAUUUAAAGAAGCUGAGCCACUAAUAAACCUGUGCACCAAAGAGGAUUUAGCCGCUCGGCUCAGCAGGUCCAUUGAGGCCGGAGAUCCGGUGUUGGCCGCACAAUACGCCGCGGAGUUGGCGCAGCAGAAGGUUCCGGUGCAGGUCCAGCUGAAGCCGAUCUGUUACCCGAAGAACGAGAUCUGCAUGAAGGUCGGUGUGGAGGACGCCUCGGCCUCGGUCAACAUCUCCACGUAUGUGAGCGCACACACUACGAUCGCUGCUCUGAAGCAGCAGAUCUUCCGGGAGUAUCAGUUCCAUCCCAGUAUCCAGCGCUGGAUUAUCGGACAAUGUCUCUGCUCAGACGAGCGAACCGUCGGCUCCUACGGGAUCAGGAAAGAUGGCGACACCGCGUUCCUCUACCUGCUGGGAGCAAAACAGAUGAAGCUGAACCCGCAGGAUCAGUACACGAGCGGCAACACCUUCCCUGUGAUGCCCACAUGGGACGAGCGCAAGUUCAACACCAUGCCGGCCAGACACAGUCCGAAGAAUGGCGUUUUACCAAGUUUUCGCCCAGAGAAAAUGGAGCAGCCAAACCUCCCCCUUGACAUCCAGCCUCUGAAUACAAGCCAGAAGCCCCCGGUGCCUGCGGCGCCCUCCUCCCCUGCACAGGUAGGCGACUCGUGUCCAGGGUUUAUACCUGUCUUAGGUUAUGUUGACAAGGCGGCGUUUACAAGCAGACAAUCUGCAGAAUCAAUACAUUUCUGA
Hyla sarda is the source of this 1351-nucleotide messenger RNA. RefSeq names its product ranBP-type and C3HC4-type zinc finger-containing protein 1-like. Gene Ontology annotation, molecular function: ubiquitin binding; ubiquitin-protein transferase activity. The record is from RefSeq and is a predicted model, not a curated record. Gene Ontology annotation, biological process: protein linear polyubiquitination; proteasome-mediated ubiquitin-dependent protein catabolic process; positive regulation of canonical NF-kappaB signal transduction. Gene Ontology annotation, cellular component: LUBAC complex. The transcript has 8 exons. The coding region runs from base 155 to 1351 and encodes 398 amino acids. NCBI's taxonomy places the organism in Eukaryota, Metazoa, Chordata, Amphibia, Anura, Hylidae.